This is a messenger RNA of Fusarium poae, 1422 nucleotides long. RefSeq lists its product as uncharacterized. The record is from RefSeq and is a predicted model, not a curated record. Gene Ontology annotation, biological process: DNA-templated transcription. Bases 1 to 1422 code for a protein of 473 amino acids. Gene Ontology annotation, cellular component: nucleus. Gene Ontology annotation, molecular function: zinc ion binding; DNA binding. The transcript has 3 exons. Lineage: Eukaryota; Fungi; Ascomycota; Sordariomycetes; Hypocreales; Nectriaceae.
AUGCUCAAGAGAUACCCCAUCAUGUCGUCUGAACCCGAGUUAUUCCAGCCAAUAUCUAGGGACACAUUGACAAGCAAUAGUAGUUCGUUUUUCAUCGGCCAGCAACUACGCUUUGCCAAUAAUGAUACAUUCGACUCUUUAAUAGACCGCUACGAGGAUACUAUUCACCAGUGGCUUCCCAUGCUCAGUAUCAAACUACUUAGGCAAACUGCGAAAACUCUGAGAGAUUCAAGUCGAGGCGCCGUUGAUGUUCUGGUGUUCUUGGCUCUCGAGGCUCUCAUUACUCAGAGUGAUGACCCUGAUGAGCAUGUCUUAUUGCCACAAAACAACAGUUCAUAUUUGAAAGCAAAGCAGGGCAGCUUCAUUGCUGAAAGCGAUGGAACUAUCAAUAUUCGUCUGAUACAGACUCUCGCCCUAUUAGCCUUGUAUGAGCUUGGCCAUGGCAUCUAUCCUGCUGCUUAUUCGACAAUAGGACAAGCUGUUCGACUAUCUACCUUGGUUGGAUUACGCAGCCAAAGAGAUGCUAAAAAGCUGUUCGUGGAACCGGAAACAUGGACAUUAUGCGAAGAGGAGAGACGAACUUGGUGGGCAAUUCUGAUGCUUGAUAGGGUUAUUGUUGCAGGUUCCCCGCAACUUCUUAUGGCUGCUCCAGAACCAAACACCAAUGAUCUUCUUCCCUGCAACGACGAUGAUUGGAAAAAUGGACGAAUAGGUUUCAACGAAGCACUAUUUACGCGGAACUUCCAUUCUCCCUCGUCCGUGGGACAGUUUGCUAGAGUAUGCCAAGCGGUCCAUAUAUUUGGCAAAGUUCUUGAUAACAUACGAGCAAGAAAGAAAGACAAUGACCCAGUCGAACUCACUGCUGAGGCUUUGCAGCUACACAUAGUACUAGAGGCCUUAGAUCAGGGCAUCGUGGGAAAUGACUGUGAUAUGGCGAUGGCACACGGGAGCUUGCAUGCUGCGUUGUCGCUGUGCAGCUUAGCUCGACUUCUGCUAUACAAUGAAUAUGCGUGUCACGAGCCCAUCUUUCGCACAUCAGGGGAGAGACUGGCUGCUGAGGUUGAAAUGCAACAAAUAUCUUUGGCUAGUAUCCAAGAUAUUGUAUCCAAGACAAUACCAAACAUGUCGAGGCAAAUAGUGUCGGCGAGUCAAGAACAAACAAAAAGACCGACACAUUCGCCUAUCUUGGCUGGCUGCCUAUAUCAUGCAGCGACAGAGUGCGCGUGGUUCAUCAAGGAGAACAAUGAUGUGGAGAUGAUGACUGGUUUGGAAGCCAUUACGCAAGCAUUUACAGUGCUUAAGUCCGAGUGGACUGUUUGCGGUAGGCUUGACUCACCUCUCCUUGUUAUGUUGGAAGUUGACAGCGCUAAUGAAUCUUGUGCAGAUAAAUAUCUGUCAUACUUGGAGCGAAACGGGCGUUGA